Neoarius graeffei (lesser salmon catfish) is the source of this 2131-nucleotide messenger RNA. It is a transcript of the gene skap2, whose product is annotated as src kinase associated phosphoprotein 2. Lineage: Eukaryota; Metazoa; Chordata; Actinopteri; Siluriformes; Ariidae. The transcript has 13 exons. The record is from RefSeq and is a predicted model, not a curated record. Gene Ontology annotation, molecular function: protein binding. Gene Ontology annotation, cellular component: cytoplasm; plasma membrane. The coding region runs from base 50 to 1078 and encodes 342 amino acids.
AAAAUUAAAACGAAUGCUGACCGGAGAGUGAAGAGCGCAGAGUUUCAGAAUGAAGUCCAUACCGGAGGAUUUAUCCACACUCGUCUCAGAUUUGGAAGCAUUUCUGACCGAGGUUCUGAAAGGGGAAAAUCUAAGCAAGAGGGCAAAGGAAAAAAGAGAUGCAUUUCUAAAGAGGAUAAAGGAAGUCAAAGCAUGUUACCCUCAGGAUUUCAAGGAAAAACGAGAUGAAGAGUGGGAUGAUUUGGAGGAAGCCGACAGCAACAAUGAUGGCAGUUCGCUGCACUCUGAGCGCACCGAUAGGGAUGAGGAGCCAGCAUAUGAUGGAAUUCAGCAGGCCCCUCCAGUAGCAGCUCAAGAUCUUCAAGCUGUGUUUAAGAGCGGUUAUCUGGAAAAACGAAGAAAAGAUCACAGCUUCUUUGGCACAGAGUGGCAAAAGAGAUGGUGUGCUCUGAGCAACCACACGUUCUAUUAUUAUGGCAGUGAGAAAGAUAAACAGCAGAAGGGCGAAUUUAAUAUCGGUGGUUACUCUGUCAAAAUGAACAGCACUUUGCGCAAAGAUUCCAAGAAAGACUGCUGCUUUGAAAUAUCUGCUCCUGACAAACGUGUUUACCAGUUCUGUGCCUCCUCACAGAAAGAGGCAGAGGAAUGGGUAGAGCAAAUUUGCUUUGUGAUAAAAGACAUGGAAGGCAUCAUUCCUUUGGAGGAGGAGCAAGACACCUAUGAUGACUGCUUACCUUUGAGUUCAGCAUCCAUGCCUGAACCCAUUGAUGACGAUAUCUAUGAGGAGCUUCCUGAGGAUGAGAUGCCUCAACCUAUUAAACCAGCACCAGAGCCAGUCAGCAAACCCCCUGUAGCACUUCCAGUGACAGCUCUAAAUAAAAGCACAGACUACCAGAACUACUUCCAGAGUUUGUGGGACUGCACUGGAGACCAACCUGAUGAACUGACCUUCAAGAGAGGAGACACCAUCUACAUACUCAGCAAGGAGUACGACACUUUUGGCUGGUGGGUUGGAGAGAUGAGAGGUGUCAUUGGCAUUGUGCCUAAAAGCUACUUGACAGAGCUUUACAUUCUCUAAACGCCUUAAAGAUGCUGGAUUAUCACUGUUUCUACCCAGUGCAAAGUGUACCACAGCCAGUCAAAUAUGUCUAUGUGAAAAAUGUUUGCUUAAAAUUGUUGCUCUUUAAGUUAAUUAAAUGUAUUGUAUUAAAAAGGGAAAAGAGACAAAUUAAUGUUCAAUGUUUGUUGAAAAUUAAGCUUAAGUUAUGCUAUAAAAAGUGUUAUCAAGUAAUGAGUUGUAAAAAUAAAGCUUGUGAAAUAUGAAAACUAAUUUUUUUUUUUCUUUGAUCCAUUUAUUUGAUUACAGUUAUUUGUGAUCAAAUCUCCAAGCAGUGAAGGAUUCAAGUUGCAGCCACCAGGUGGCAGGAGUGUCUCAGUGAGGUUGUCUAUUUCUAAUGCACUAAAUCACAUUUUAUCAAAACCAUCUUACUAUUCCCCAGUAGUGUUUUCAAUAUGUACUAACAUCAACACACUAAAAGAAAGGAUUUGACCUUUUUAUGCUCAAACAUACAAACAAAUCAAAAAGCAGUUAUUUAGCUGUGGGAUUGAUUGUCUCAUGUUUGGCAUAUUGGAUUGUAUCUUCAUGGUUCAUGUACACUACUGCACUGACAUCCACAGAAUGUCUGCGCACUGAAGUGAAAAACUUAAUUAAAAACAUGAGUCAGACCAUUACCUACUCAGAAUGCUCCCGAAUGAGUUGUUUAUAUUAGCAUAUUAACUCAUUCAGCCAGGCUGCACACAAUAAAUAGUGAAGAUAUUUUUUAAUUCACUGAUUACACAAUGCUGCAAAGUGUACUAAUGCAGACUCAUUGUGCCAGCCCUAUGUAACCAGCAUAGCAAUGAUCCCACCAUGACUACUGCAGUCUGUAAUUCAGCAACAGUACGUAAACAAGUUGCUCUCUGUAGAAAUAUCCAUUUGAGUCUUAUUUUCUAACUUUAAAUGUGCACCUUUGCGGCCUAGUCCAGAUGCUGUUGACAUGGGGUGUCCCAGUUUUUCAUUCAGAUGAUGGCUGGAUGAUUCUUAAACUUCACCAGUUGCUUAUAAAAUUCAUCAAGCAUGAUUUUGUAACUU